AUGCGCCAUGUCUUCCGCAAGACCAGUCUCAACGGCGGCUGGAGUCUGAAAUCCCCGUCGAGUUUCACGGCGGCCGAGAUCGCCUGGGUCAAUUCCUUUGAGCAGACUCCUACUUGGUUGGCACAAUCGAUGAAAGAAGACAUCUACUUUGUCAAAGAGGAAGCUGCAAAGCUCUGGGAUGAGUACAUGGACCGUGCCCCGGAGCUCUUCAAUGGUGUCUCGCUCCACGCCGACAUUCUGCGCUUAUAUGCCGAAGACGUCGCUCUGGAUGCAGCUACUGAGGUGAACCGAGGCCUAGGGUCGCUCAUGGACGAGAUCUCCCAAUCCGAGCUCGUGAGGGAAUACCCCGGGUUUGCUGCGGCUGUCAAGUCCAAAGAACUUGCCGGUGCGCUUGCCGUGCAAGGCUUUACCCUCGGCAUCCACUUGUUCGUGGGGAAGCUGAUCGAUCGAAUCAUGGAGCUCGGUGGAGAGUUCACCUGGAACUGCUCGGUCCAGAGAAUCCGCCGCAACGCUGCUGGGGAGGUAACUUUGCUGGAAUCACAGAUGGGACCUCUCCAUGGGAAUCAUUUCGUGAUCAGCACUGGGGUGACGAGAAAUGGACUCCUAGAUGGCACGGCCUCGGAGGGACUGGUGCACGGAGUGUUAGGCGUGUGGCUGCAGCUCCCAAACCUGGACCCGAUGAUUAGGAAUUCCAUCAAAAUUCAUCGCCGCGGCUCGCUGGUCGAAGACAUCAACGUGACCGUAUCGAGAAAUGCUCAGACGAACGAAGAGGUGCUCCUUCUUGGGGGCGGAUACGGGUAUGUUGGAUUGGAUCACCCGUCCCCAGAGACUCCAGAACUGCAGGCCCUUUUUGACGAGCUCGAGCGAGUGGCGCAUAUGUACUUCCCGGCGGGAUAUCGCUUGGCAAAGGAGCAAGGGACCCUGUGGCCGGAGGGGGAACGGAAAUUCUGCAUUCGACCGUUCACUUGUACGGGGUUGGGUAUCUUGGAGGACAUCGGCACUGCAGGGGGUGGACAUCUCCUCAUCACGGGCGGGAACAACACCGGCGGCUUUGCCCAAGCGCCCGCCAUUGCACGUGCCGUGUGUCGCGCCAUUGCUGGGGAGCACGACCCCGUCCAUGUGCUCUUUAACCCCCAUCGGAGCAAGCUGGUCUCCCCAGUGCAGUACAGUAAUGCCAGUCUGUAG
Messenger RNA from Aspergillus tubingensis, 1185 nucleotides. Its product is annotated as nucleotide-binding domain-containing protein. NCBI's taxonomy places the organism in Eukaryota, Fungi, Ascomycota, Eurotiomycetes, Eurotiales, Aspergillaceae. Gene Ontology annotation, molecular function: oxidoreductase activity. The record is from RefSeq and is a predicted model, not a curated record. The transcript has a single exon. Bases 1 to 1185 code for a protein of 394 amino acids.